Malus domestica (apple) is the source of this 4697-nucleotide messenger RNA. RefSeq names its product disease resistance protein RUN1-like. Gene Ontology annotation, molecular function: ADP binding. Gene Ontology annotation, biological process: signal transduction; defense response. The record is from RefSeq and is a predicted model, not a curated record. NCBI's taxonomy places the organism in Eukaryota, Viridiplantae, Streptophyta, Magnoliopsida, Rosales, Rosaceae.
CACUCGCUCCGACUACCGACUUCGCUAAAGGAUCUUAGCUAGUCCCCCCGCAAAACAUGGGACUGCUAAUACCACAUCUCUCGCGUCCUUCAUCUCCGACUGACAACUCAUAUCUUCGGCUCCUCAAUUUGGCCAACUCGAUCAUCAGCCACAGCAGCUGCAAAACAAAAACCAAAUUGCCGCUGCAGAGAGCUCCAACUAGUGAAAACCUCCGAGGAAGAUCCUGCUCUGGCCGCAUUCGAUUUACCUUCAAGCUCGCCAGGGCCGACGCCGGCCAGGAGGUCCAUUGUUAGUUCCUUGAGUGAAACACAGGAAACAGAUGGAGUGUAUCAUGACUAUCUUGCAUCUGUGCUGCAGAUCGUUAACAUUUUCUUCUCCAUCAUCAUCAGCAGCUGCUGCUGCUGGUGAAGAUGAUAAUGAUGGUGGUAUUGAAGCUAAUAUUCCCCCUCGUCGGGAAAAGUAUGAUGUGUUUAUCAGUUUCAGAGGUGAGGACACUCGCCUUGGUAUUACGAGCCAUCUUCAUGCUGCCUUACUUCAGAAGAAAAUUGAAACCUACAUAGAUUACAGACUUCAGAGAGGAGAAGAAAUCGGACCUGCCCUUCUAGAGGCAAUCGAGAAAUCCACGAUUUCGGUUAUCAUUUUCUCACAAAACUAUUCUUCCACAUGGUGUUUGGAUGAAAUUGUGCAUAUACUCAAGUGCAAGGAAAGAUAUGGCCAGAUGGUUAUACCCGUAUUCUACAACAUCAAUCCAUCUGAUGUACGAAAACAACACGGAACUUAUGCGGAUGCAUUUGCUCAACUUGAAAAACGUUUUAAGGACAAUAUCGAUAAGAUGCACAAGUGGAGGGAUGCUUUGACGACUGUAGCCAAUAUAUCUGGGUUUGAUUAUUCAAACAAAUCCGGGACGGAGGCAGAUCUAAUUCAGAAAGUUGUCGAUCAUAUUUGGACCAAAUUGUGUCACGAAUCAUCCUGCGAUUUAAAGGGCUUUGUUGGAAUUGAAAGCCAGAUCAAGCAUAUUGAAUCACUAUUAGGCAUUCAUUCACCUGACGCUUGCAUCACUGUUGGUAUUUGGGGCAUGGGUGGUAUUGGCAAGACCACCCUUGCUGAAACUGUGUUUCACAGACUCCAUUCUAAAUUUGAAGCUUGUUGUUUUCUUAGAAAUGUUAGGGAGAGAGAACAAAAAGAUGGGCUAGCACACUUGCAAAAAGAACUUCUCAGUGAGAUAUUAAAGGAAAAUGGUCUAUCCAUAGGAUCAACUUUUGUUCGAGAAAAGCUCAGCCGUACAAAGGUCCUCAUUGUUCUUGAUGAUGUGAGUAAUUCAAUGCAAAUGGAACGUCUAGCGUCCGAGCAUCUACAGUAUGGCACUGGAAGUAGAAUCAUUAUCACAAGUAGAGAUAGGAGAAUACUUAGGCAAACUGUUGAAGAGGGUAAGAUCUACAAGGUUGGGGGAUUAAAAUGGGAUAAUGCUUUUCAGCUCUUUUGUUCGCGUGCUUUCAAGAAUAACAGUACUCCUAGAACAGAUUAUAAGGAGUUGGUAAAAAAGACGGUGUCUUAUGCCGGAGGCGUUCCUUUAGCUCUUAUACUUUUGGGGUCCUCAUUCCUAAAUUGCAAGAGCAAAGAAGACUGGGAAUAUGAAUUGGACAAAUUGAAAGAAUUUCCCAAUGAAAAUAUCCAGAGUGUGUUAAGACUAAGUUACGAUGGACUGGGAAGAUAUGAGAAGGAGAUAUUUUUGGAUAUAGCAUGUUUUCAUAAUGGGAAGGAUGUCAAUGAGGUAAUAAAAAUGUUAGCUAUCCAUGGACGCUUUGUGGCGGCUGGAAUUAGAGUUCUCGUUGACAAGUCUCUCAUAUCACUUCAUCAUCCUACAUGGAAAACCAUACAGAUGCAUGAUUUGCUACAAGAAAUGGGAAGAGCAGUGGUUCAAGAACAAUGUAUUGAAGAUCCCAGUAAACGGAAUAGGUUGUUCGCUGAUGAGGAUGUAUAUCAUGUACUGAAGAGUAACACAGAAGCUCCAAUUGUUCAAGCCAUAUUCGUUAAUUGGUUUAAGAUUAAAAAGCAACCAUUGAAACGUGCAGACUUCAAAGUGAUGUCCAACCUAAGAUUGCUAAUUGUGGAGUCUCAAGGAUUUGGCAUCUACCGCAGAGACCCUUCUCUAGACCUUCCUGAUUCUCUUCGUUAUCUUUACUGGUGGGGAUAUCCACUGGAAUUUUUGCCGCCAAACUUUUCUCCUGAAAAUCUAGUUGAGCUUCACAUGCCCAAUAGCAAAGUUAAGAAGCUUUGGAAAGAAGACCAGAUACUUGUGAACUUAGAAGUUAUCGAUCUGCAUUACUCUGAGUAUCUAACUGAAGUUCCAAAUCUCUCUGGGAGUCUAAAAAUUGUGCACAUAAAUCUCGGUGGCUGUAAAAGUUUGGUUGAAAUUCCUUGGUAUUUUCAACAUCUGGACAAGCUUACUCAUCUUGAUCUUACAUACUGCAACAGACUCAAGUAUCUUCCAAUGAUGCCAGCAAAUAUUAAAUACUUAAAUUUAGAAGGAAGUGGUAUAAAGGAGUUGCCUGAAUCAGUUUGGUCUAACGAAAAUAUUUCUUACUUGAAUAUAAGUCGUUGCAAAAACCUUGAGAAACUUCCAAGCUGUGAGCUGAAAGUCUCUAAUGUUUUGGGUAUUGCGAGCUGCACAUCUCUUGGCGAGUUUUCUGAGCUUCCCAGGGAUAUAAGUAAAUUAUCAUUGGUUGGCUUCAAGAGACUUGUGAGUCUACCAACCAACAUUUGUAAGUUGAAAUAUCUCAAGGAACUCAAUCUCUCUAAGUGCUCUGAACUUGAAAACUUCCCAGAGAUCUUGGAGCCAAUGAAACAUUUGGAGUCCUUAAAUUUAAGUGGAACAGCGAUUCAAGAGCUACGCUCAUCAAUCGAGUUUCUCCCUGCUCUCAAAAGCAUUCAACUACAAGGUUGCAAAAGGCUUUCAAGUAUCACAAAGAGCAUUUGUAAGUUGAAAUAUCUCAAGAAACUUGAUCUCUCUUGGUGCACUAAACUUGAAAACUUCCCAGAGAUCUUGGAGCCAAUGCAACAUUUGAAGUCCUUAAAUUUAAGUGGAACAGCGGUUGAAGAGCUACACUCAUCAAUCGAGUUUCUCCCUCAUCUCCAAAUAAUUCAACUACAAGUUUGCAGAAGGCUUUCAAGUAUCCCAGAGAGCAUUUGUAAGUUGAAAUAUCUCAAGAAACUCGAUCUCUCUUGCUGCUUUAAACUUGAAAACUUCCCAGAGAUCUCGGAGCCAUUGGAACAUUUGGUGUCUCUUAUUUUGCAAGGGACAGCUGUCGAAAUGCUUCCUUCGUCUAUUGAAAAUCUAAUUAGGCUUCAAACUUUAGACCUUAGCGACUGCAAGAACCUUAACGAUGUCCCAACAAGUAUCUACAGUUUAACCAAUCUUAAAUGUCUCUACUUUUCUAACUGUCGGCAACUUGAAAAAUUGCCUUCCAGCUCUGUGGGUUUUCUCUCCUUAGAAGUACUAGAUCUCAAGUACAGCGGUAUAUUGGAAAUCCCUGAUAGUCUCGUUUGCUCAACCUUGCGAUCUUUAUCUCUGUCUGGAACCAAGAUUACGAGCAUACCUGCAAGCAUCAAACAAGCUUCUCGGUUGUUUAAACUCAACAUUGUCUGCUGCAAGUGGCUUCAAUCUUUACCAGAGCUCCCAGUGCUAUGUAAUGUUAAAGCUCAAGGCUGCAAUUCGUUGAAGACGGUAUCAAAUUCAAGGACAGCACUCACAUAAGGUUGGGUUUAACAUGGUCAUUUUUGCAAACUUUUUACUAAUUGCCCAAAAUUGGAUAAUAAUGCGAGCAGCAACAUAAUGGAUGAAGCACAGAUUAGAAUUAUGCGAGUGGUAACUACUGAGUACCUACUUUGGCCUUAGAUUAACGUUGGAUGCCUGGGAAAAGAAAUUCCAAAUUGGUUCAGUUACCAAAGUGAGGGAUCUUCAGUUAACAUCAAGCUUCGUCCAGAUUGGUUUCAAGCAAGUUUAUUGGGUUUCGCACUCUCAACUGUUGUUUCUAGGCUUCAAAGCCGCAGUGUGACUUAAGGGUAAGAGCUAAUUUCAUUGAAAAAAUUCACGGGUGAAAGCCAUGAACUGUUCACUUCUGAAAUCUUUAUACCAAGCAGCGGCCACGAACAUCACAUUCAUGUGUGGAAUGAGGCCUUUAGAAGUGAAGAUGUAGGAAAAAACUGCUCCCCUGAUGUUUACAAACUUGCCAAAGAGGCCUCUAUUGACUUCUGCCUGGUGGUUUCUGAAGGAUGACCUGCUUCUGCUUCCUAUAUGAAGGUGGAAAGUUGUGUUGUAUGCCAUUUGUAUGCCGAAGAUGCUGAGAAAUUCAAGUUUGAUCAUGUCUUCGUAUCGAGGGAACCAAAAGUAGAAGAAGAAACAAGAUAAGAUGACGAUUAUGAAGGUGGUGCAUAAAGAGAUGAGCCUAAAGCUAGUGGAUCAAGUGAUUGAGUCCUAAGCAAAUGAAAGUGGUGAUCAUGGGUCUGAAGCCAGUGGAACUGAAGAUGGUUCAGACUUUUAAUCCAACAAUCUUAAGCAUCAUUAUCCAAUAAAAUUAGGAAAAACUUUACAGCAAAUUUGUACUUUGGUAGCUCGCUUACUUGUCAGUCCAGGAAAAUACUUUUAAGGCUUUUAUUAUUGAGUUUUUAUCACAAAUGGUGCCUGAAUUUGACCUUCA